AUAAUCCGUAGUAUUCCAUAACUGAACCCCGUAACCCCAAAGUCUAUUUGAGUCGGCACAUAGGCAGAGAAUCGUUGAUUAGAAAUGGGAAGCAAAAGCGGGAAUGGCGAUAUCUUGAUGCUGGAGGCGCCCAUUGAUGCAGCACGACCUUGGGCCAGUGCUUCCAAUGCUGAGACCAUUGAUGCUUUGCCUUACAUCGACGACGACUAUGCUAAUCCUGCGGUUAAGCAAGAAGUGGAUCGCCUUGUCGAGGAAGAGAUGCGCCGAAGUUCCAAAAAACCCUCUGAUUUCCUCAAAGAUCUUCCUCCUCUUCCCAAACUUAAUUUUCAGGAUCACCCGAUGCUUGCUAGAGAAUAUGAACGAGUUAGGGCUGGGAAGCCACCAGUGCCACUAGAUACUUCUCGCUAUAUACCAGAUGCACCAUCUAUGAAUAAACAUAAUGAUGAAACAGCUUGGAAGCAAGCCCUUCAAAAAGCUCAGCGCUUGCUACAGCACCAAGAGAUAAGGCUGGAAAAUUUGGACUUAAUUUCGAAGUACGGCCCUGAAGUUUGGAAACAAUACAACCAACGACUUGAGGCUUCAUUAACAAGAUUGCAAGCUAUGGCGACCGAACACAGUGAGAAGAUUGAAACGGUUAACAGGGAAAGAAAAUAUCAUCAGCAAAAUGCUGGCAACGAGUUAAACGUUUUAUCUGCACAAUGGAGAGAGCUUUGUCUAAAGAAUAUUGAAAUUCAAGAAGCUUGUGCUAAAAAUGAAAGUCAACUUGAAGAAUACAGAAAUGAAGCUGUUGAGAGAGGCUGGAACCUGGACGUUAGCAUGGAGAAUGGUUCCUCAGUUCAUGUGUCAUACUGAGCCAGCUGAAGGCGGGUAACUGUUGGACUACCAACUCAAUCAAGUUUGGGAAAUUUCUCCUUUGAGCUGCAACCGGGCUUUGCUUUGAUGUUUUUUGAAUGCUUUACUGUAUCGUCGUAGAGAAGUGAUGCUUCACAAUGUUCUUUCUAGCUGUGGUGUCAUGUGUAAAAACAGGGCUGUUAAGUUUAAUAGGGCACAAACAUGUAAUAUUUUUGUCUCAUUAAACAGUUGUAAGUUAACCUUAAAGAAAGCUUAUUAGUACAUUUUUAUUUUGUUUUUGAGAAGGUAUACCAUAUACUAUACAAGAACUUA
This is a messenger RNA of Amaranthus tricolor (Joseph's coat), 1164 nucleotides long. RefSeq names its product pre-mRNA-splicing factor SPF27 homolog. Lineage: Eukaryota; Viridiplantae; Streptophyta; Magnoliopsida; Caryophyllales; Amaranthaceae. The record is from RefSeq and is a predicted model, not a curated record. The coding region runs from base 85 to 852 and encodes 255 amino acids. The transcript has 7 exons. Gene Ontology annotation, biological process: mRNA processing. Gene Ontology annotation, cellular component: Prp19 complex; precatalytic spliceosome; catalytic step 2 spliceosome.